Molecule: messenger RNA, 2560 nt
Organism: Clarias gariepinus (North African catfish)
Lineage: Eukaryota; Metazoa; Chordata; Actinopteri; Siluriformes; Clariidae
Gene: gspt1l
Product: G1 to S phase transition 1, like
Exons: 15
Coding region: 153-1859 (568 amino acids)
Biological process (GO): translation
Cellular component (GO): translation release factor complex
Molecular function (GO): GTPase activity; translation release factor activity; GTP binding
Source: RefSeq, a predicted model, not a curated record
AGGAUUCCGUUCGUUGAGUCGAGUCUCCCUUUUUUCUUUCCGCUCGCGCGUGAAGCGAGACCGGCUGUUUCAGUUGUGGAUAAACAGUGGGGGGCUGUUUAAUAAGAAGUUUUAACAGGGGAUAGAGCAGUUCGAGCCCCGCGCGCGCGCUAAUGGAGCCAGCGCGAGACGCUGCCCCGGAUUCGUGGGAGCAGGAGGAUGAGGGCAGCGAGGCCCCGCUCAUCGCUCCGCCCGGCCUCAGCGACGCCUUCAGCGGCCUCAACGUCAAGGCCAAGCCCUUCAUUCCGAACGUCAACGCGGCUGAGUUUGUUCCCGGAUAUCUUCAGAAACCGCAGACGGAACCCAUCGCCCCUGCAGCCGUGGUGGAGAAUGAUGGCUGUAUCGAGGUCUCAGAAACAGCCGCACCUCCUCCGCCUGUAGAGAACGGCUCCAGAGACGGAGAGACGGCAGCCGAGGACGAGAGCUGGGAGCGGAAGGGCGGAGAGGAAGACUCUCUCCAGGAGGAGGUGAUGGAGGAGGACGAGGAAGUGCCCACGCCGAAAGUGACUCCCACGCAGCCCAACGCGCCCAAGAAAGAACACGUCAACGUGGUGUUCAUCGGACACGUGGACGCCGGAAAAUCGACCAUCGGUGGACAGAUCAUGUAUUUAACAGGCAUGGUGGAGAAGAGAACUCUGGAGAAAUACGAAAGGGAGGCCAAGGAGAAGAACAGGGAAACUUGGUACCUCUCUUGGGCCCUCGAUACAAAUCAGGAGGAGAGGGAUAAGGGUAAGACUGUGGAGGUCGGCCGAGCGUAUUUCGAGACGGAGAAGAAGCACUUCACCAUCCUGGACGCGCCGGGACACAAGAGCUUCGUCCCGAACAUGAUCGGAGGCGCGUCGCAAGCCGAUUUGGCCGUACUGGUGAUUUCGGCGCGUAAAGGCGAGUUUGAGACGGGGUUUGAAAAAGGCGGUCAGACGCGAGAGCACGCCAUGCUGGCCAAAACGGCGGGAGUCAAACACCUGAUCGUCCUGGUGAACAAAAUGGACGACCCCACUGUGAACUGGAGCUUGGAGAGAUACGAGGAGUGUAAGGAGAAACUGGUGCCAUUUUUGAAGAAGGUGGGCUUCAACCCCCGGAAAGACAUUCACUUCAUGCCAUGUUCAGGACUGACAGGGGCCAACCUGAAAGAACCAGCGGAGCACUGCUCCUGGUACACAGGAUUACCUUUCAUUCCACACCUGGACAGUUUGCCAAAUUUCUGCAGAUCAAGUGACGGACCAGUUAGGUUACCGAUCGCAGAUAAGUACAAGGACAUGGGGACUGUGAUUUUGGGAAAGCUGGAGUCUGGUUGCAUCAGUAAAGCCCAGCAGCUCGUCAUGAUGCCCAACAGGCACACGGUGGAGGUGCUGAGCCUGCUUUCAGACGAUGUCGAGACGGACGACGCGUCACCCGGAGAGAACCUGAAGCUUCGACUGAAAGGCAUUGAGGAGGAGGAGAUCCUGCCCGGCUUCAUCCUGUGCACCCCGGAGAACCUCUGUCACUCGGGACGCACCUUCGAUGCUCAGAUCGCCAUCAUUGAACACAAGUCCAUCAUCUGUCCGGGCUACAACGCGGUCCUGCACAUUCACUCCUGCAUCGAGGAAGUGCAGCUCACGGCCUUAAUUUGUUUGGUGGACAAGAAAACGGGCGAGAAGAGCAAGACGCGACCUCGCUUCGUCAAACAGGACCAAGCGUGCAUCGCUCGCCUCCGAACCGCUGGGACCAUCUGCCUCGAGACGUUUAAAGACUUCCCCCAGAUGGGCCGGUUCACCCUGAGGGACGAAGGAAAGACCAUUGCCAUUGGGAAAGUGCUGAAGCUUGUUGCUGAGAAAGACUGAAAAGCUCUAUGUGCACGUGAGUGCGUGGGUGUGUCGUGGGGAAGCCGAACGUGGAAGAGAGGUUGGUGUGUGUUGCGGCAGGAGCAGCACCGUUUUCCCGGCCUUCCCGCCUUCCAGAAGAACCAGCUCACAAAAAGCAAAACAACUUCUUUAACAAGAAAUUUUGUUUUUAAGCAAAGAAAAAAAUUAAUAAAAAAAGAAAAGAAAUCCAAGUCCACAUGUUGUCAGCUUUCUCAUAUUGAGAGCUCAGCAGUGCCAUUUUUUUUUUUUUUUUUUUUUUUUUUUACAAUUUUUUCCUUUCCUUUUAAUUCACCAGACUUACAGAAGAUGGUUGUGUUUAUUGUAGUUUCUUUUUUUAAAAAUGAUUUUUCUUUUCUUUACACCAGAGGAGUACAGUUUGCAGCGAAUACGCUGUUAUAAUAAUAAUAAUAAAGAUGUGGACCAGAGGUAACUUGUGUAACAGAAAGGUUUAAAAAGUUUAACCAGUCAAAGCCGGAGAGGAAGAAAAAAAAGAAAAGAAAGAAUUAAACCUCAGUAUAUCACGGUCGUAUUGUCUCCCUUCGCUUACACACACACACACACACACACACUUUGAGUUUUCUUCUCGUCGCAUUCUUGCAGAGCGCACGAGCGUGCUCACGUGUUAUUAAAGCAAACUUCUAUGAAAAUAAAAAAUAUUAAAUUGGGAAAUUCUUCUUUUA